This is a messenger RNA of Glarea lozoyensis ATCC 20868, 624 nucleotides long. RefSeq lists its product as uncharacterized. The transcript has a single exon. Gene Ontology annotation, cellular component: U2-type spliceosomal complex; post-mRNA release spliceosomal complex. Lineage: Eukaryota; Fungi; Ascomycota; Leotiomycetes; Helotiales; Helotiaceae. The coding region runs from base 1 to 624 and encodes 207 amino acids. The record is from RefSeq and is a predicted model, not a curated record.
AUGUCGGCCACGCAUGCGACUCUCGGCGCAGCAGCGGAUGAGCGAAAAGCUCGAUUGGCCAAGCUCAAGUCCCUUAAGCGCAAACAACCUGGCGAUGAGAUUGUGGCUCCAGAAUCAACACGUUCACCAUCACCCCCGGCGCCUGUUGACGUUACCAAACUUCACCUAUCUGGACGAAACUAUGAUGCCGAAGCUAAAGGUCCAAAACUAGGGUUUGAGGCACCACCGACCUUAGCAUUGGAAAAAACCCUGGAGCAGCAGGCUAAGGAGGUCGAAGAUGAGAUCAGGAAACGAGCUGAAGAGGAGGAACAAGAUGACAAAGGCGUAGAUCUUUUUAAACUGCAGCCCAAAAAGCCGAAUUGGGAUUUAAAAAGAGACUUACAGAAGAAGCUCGAUGUGUUGAAUGUGCGCACCGAGAAUGCUAUUGCACGAAUUGUCAGGGAAAGGAUAGAGGGCGCUCAAAAAGCUGCGAAAUCAAAAUCCGGGGAGAAUGUCAUUGCUGCUAGUGAGGGCGGGGAAGAGAUGGGCAUGGAUGGAAUUGCUCUAGUCGAAGGUCUUAAAUUGAGGGAAAAGGAGGAACAAGAAGACGAGCGGCGGGACAAUGACGAGUUCGAAGUGUCAUAG